CUGUUUAGAUGACUCUCCUGCAUAUGGAGACGUGCAUUUUUGUGCAUUCUGUUCAAAGCCUCAUUCUUUAUGUAUGAAAAUAUGUCGAUUUCAGCUUGUGUGAGUUUUGGAAACAAGGGGGGGAAAUCAUUGUGUUUGUUUAGGGGAAAGGAAGUUAGAAAAGGCAACACCCUUUCCCUUGAGCAUGUAAGAAUACAGCAGAAAAGGAAACAGCGCAUUCAUGGCUGAGAUCCCAUCAAGUCUACAGAGAAGGCAACAGUAAAACCUGGAGGAAAGCUUGCUUGUGCCACCUGUGUGGAGUGUUUCAGGUCCCCAGGCCCUCUAUACAACUUCUGCCAGGCUUGCUUCACCAAACACUGUGAGCUUGGGAAGAGAAAAAACCCAUUGCCAUCUUCUGUGUGGAGAAACCCCCACCAGAGUUUAAGUCUUGAAAGCAAGCAGGGAGCUGAAGAACAUUGCCAAAAGAGUCCCAGAGCAGAAGAUGAAGGUCAAAGAGGAAGGCAGAGGAGAGGAAAGGAUUUGCCAGAGCCACCAGGAGCCUCUGAAGCUCUUCUGCAAAGACGAUCAAACACCCAUCUGUGUGGUGUGUGACAGAUCGAAAAAGCACCAGGGCCACAUGGUGCUUCCCAUAGAGGAGGCCACUCAGGAUUACAAUAAAAAAAUCCAAGAUCUGGUGGAGUCUCUGAAGAUGGAAAAAGAAAGAGUCCUUGAACUGAAAGCAAUGCGCGCAGCAAGGAAUAAACAAUCUCUGGAAACGAUAACAUCCGAGAUGCAGAGAAUGGCAUGUGUCUUUAAACAGGCUCACCAGUUUCUUGAGGAACAGAAGCAGUUAUUGCUGGAGCAGUGGGAAUCGCUGCAAGUGGCAGCUGAAGAGCAAAGGGAAUCAGAUGCUACCUGUCUUUCAGAGGACAUUGCAUGCCUGGACAGCUUCAUUGAGAAGGCAGAAGGAAGAUGGUGGCAGCCAGAGUCAACAUUUUUGCAAGAAAUGAAAAUGACUUUGAAAAGGUCCAAGAAAAGGACGUUUCCAGAACCAAUAGGGAUUUUUUCACAGCUGCAAGACAGGCUUGAUUCUUUGACUCUGCAAAACACUGCAAUUGCCAAAAGAAUGAAGAAAUUUAAAGAUUCUCUGUCUUCAGAAGUAACAAAAAGUAAUUUGGACUUUCCAGUCAUUGCUGGAACUGCAACAGGUAGCAAAAAUGCUUCGUCAUCUGGACUGGAGAAAGAGGAGGCUAGUUCUCCACUUGCAAAGAGAAGAAGGGUCAAGCAGGUGAUUGCCACAGAAAGAAAUAUGAAAUUGGAGCAGCCACAGAGAGGACUGGAGUGCUUUGCUAAACCAUUUUUUGGAAGCUUAGAGAGCAAAAUGCCCUCCCCAGCUUCUUCAUCUUGCAAAAAGUUUUCAAUGAAUAAUGAUGUGAAGGAACACCAUGAAAAUGAAUCUUCUUCUUGGUGUUCACUAUCCUAAAUGGAAAGAAUUAUGUUGUGUAGAAAUUAAGGGUACAUUCCCUCAAUGUCUCCAUCAAUCUCUGCUUCUAAAUCAGACUCACAUACUGCAACUGCAGCCAGAAUAUUAUCAUUCCCUUAUGAGGUCGCACAGUCUACAGCUAAGGAAAAUGUUCUCAAAGUUGUCAAUACAUGGCAUCAUGUACCAGCUAAACCUUCUUUUAUAGCUCACAACUUCUCACCAUUGUGCUGGAGAGACUGCAUUACCCAUACCUGGUCUGAAAGUGCUGCUGCUCAAUGCGAGGUUGGUGAAUGAAAAAGCACCCUUGAUCCAAGACUUGAUCCUGCUUGAACAAGCUAACCCAGCUUGCUUUCCAGAGACUGGCUGAAUGAAACUGGGAAAGGGGUCAUUCUCUCCCAGCUUUGUUCACCUGGGUUCCUUGUACAGCAGCAGGCAAGGUCUUGGGGGUAAGGGACCAGAAUUACAGUGAUUCCAUCUCCCUUACCAGGUGCCUCCAACCCAAAGUCUACUGAGUUUGUGGAGGUGGGUAGCUGGGAUUUUGUUGGUGCACUUCACACCUCACUGCUCAGCAGUCUCCCUUCCUGAUCUUGCUGAGUUCUCCCAGCUUGUGCUGGUGGACUUAAACAUCAAUGUAAAGACCAUUAUGUCAGAAACAGCUCAGUACUUCAUGUCCUCCAUCAUAGCUAUAGGUCUGGCACAAAUAAUGCUUGACUGGUACCACUCAUGUUGCAGGGCACACAAGUUGUCGAAGCUCAUCAAGGACACAGAGAAGUAGCCCUUUCUUCUUAUUAAUUUGGGUACCAACGACAGUAGAAAUAACACCUUUGAGCAGAUCACCUUGGACUAUGAUGCCCUGGUUAGGAAAGUGAAGAAGUUAGAAGCACAGGUGGAAUUUUCACCAAUUCUACCAGUGAAAGAUAAAGGACAACACAGGGACAAGAAGAUACUGUAAGUGAAUGACCAGCUACACAGAUGGUGUCGGCAGGAUGGGUUUAGCAUCUGGGAUCUUUGUUUUCACUUCCUAGAAGAAGAACUAAUGGCUACAGAUGGACUAUACCUCACUAAGACCGGGAUGAAUGUCUUUGGCAAAAGCAUGUUGAAUAUGAUCAGGAGCCUUUAAACUAAAUCCUUUGCGGGUGGGAGAUGAUAAUUUAAACAUCUGUCCAAAAACAAGCUCUAAUCUAAACAUAAGGAUGUGCGUUCUAAAAGCUGAGGGAAAGAAUGGGAGCCACAGUAAAACUCACAGUAGAAUAAAAGCUGAGAACAAACAAGGCUUGAGAUGUCUAUAUACCAAUGCACAGUGUCUGGGAAACAACAAGACAAGUUUGAAGUCCUAGUGCAGGAAGCAAAGGUGCUGCCACCAACAAGGCUUGGUCUUAAGUCACUGCUUCAUUGGUAUCAUUUCAGGGAAUGGUGAAAUGUUUUAAUCUGUCAUGUCAGAAACAACAAAGCAUUAAUAUCUUCUUGAAUCUAACAAGUUUUACUUGUUAGUCUCAAAGGUGCUACAAGAUCUCUCUACAAGUUUUACUUGGUUUAAGCUUUUCGAGACCACCAUUUCUGAUGAAAUAGGAUAGACUCUACAGAAGUUUAUCUGUAAUAAUAAAAUAUUUGUGUUUGUGGCAGUUGUAACUUCUUGGGACAUUGGAUUAGAUGUCUCAAGAUCUAGCUGUGAAACUGUGGGCACUGCAUACCUUCUGGUGCAUAAGAUCAUAGCCAGCAUUUAUCAUUUGUUUCCUUGUGUUUUGCAACCGUGUCCUAUUCUGCUUUUUUCUUGAGCUCAAAAACUUGUUGCCAGUUACCUGUUGUACUUCCACCCCUGUUCGCUUUGCCAGAAUGACCCAGAUUUACAUAACCAAAAUUCUCCUUCUGUUUAAAACUUGCAGGAACUCGCUAUGGGACUGCAUAGGUUGAAUAAGAUGCCAAAAAUCCCAUCUCAUAAAAGGAGAAAUGUGUGAGUUAUGUAAUAUAUACAUGGCCACGAUAAGUGAAGUCACUGUUUUCAUUUGUUACUUGAGCAAAAUGUAAACUAGUUAAUGGCUUCUUUCUAAUUGUCAAAUGGGUAUGUCAUGGACUUUGACUCUCUCUUAUGGCUGUUUCAAAAACCUGGCAACAAUGCACCAGGAUCAUAACACCAUCCAUCAGUUUAGGGUGCAUCUAUACUGCAGAAAUAAUGCAGUUGGACACUACUUUAACUGCCAUGUCUCCAUCUUACAGAAUCUUGGAAUUGGUAAUUUUUUGAGGGACCAUCACGCUUUGGCAGAGAAGACCUUGUAAAACUACAAAUCCCAGGAUUCCAUAGGCUGGGGCUACAGCAGUGGUAAUCAAACUUUUAACCCUUGAGACACCCCUUUACAUCAACGUGAAGACCGGACAUCAUUUGUCCUCCCAUUUGAUAUAGUAUAUGAAUAAAAAUAUUUCAAUACAAAAAAGUGUAUGUUUUUGUAUUAAUUUUAUAUUAUUUUAAUUAGAUUAUUUUGUUUUUAAUUUUUUAUUGUAAAGCUUUAAAAAUGUUUUUAUCUUCUGAGCCUUUCUAGAGAGAGGCAGCAUAGAAAUAAAAUAAAUAAAAAUAAAAAUGGUUGUUGUUGAUGUUCUGCUUCCCCCAAACAAUUUGGACUCAGAGCAGCCAACAAUUUAAAAGAACAGUCCAAUUAAAAAUAAAUAAUAAAAUACAGUUUAAAAUGGUAAAAACGCUUAAAAACUACACUUUGAAUUACAUGCAUAAUUUACCAUUUUAUAAGGAAACAACUUUGUUCAAGUUUUAUUUAAGUAAAUUCAAUAUUUUACUCAUGCAUGUGUAAAUUUUACACAUAAAAAAGUUGGGAAAGAUGAGGAGGAGGAGGAGGAAGAAUCAGGGCCUCUAAGUCAUGUGCUCUCCUUGGGAUUCCCACCCCACCAUUUGACAACCACUGAGCUCCAGCACUUAAAGUGGUGUCAAACUGCAUUAUUUCUACAGUGUAGACCUAUCAAAAACCAGAGUAUCUCUCAGCUCUUAACAAAGUUUCUCCCAGAUCUUUAAGGGGUCAGGUUGCUGUUUUUAGUGCAACUAUGCAAACAAUCUUACGCACACAUUCCAGGUUUGUUGGUCACACUGUGGAACCACAUCUGUGUGCAUCUCUGCAAGUUUGGUUGCUCGUACAUGUCAGCACUCAAAUAAAUGAGAAGCUGAUGAUGCAAAUGUAUUCAAAAUAUGUUCAAGACAUGUGGUUGUAUCCUGGGUCAAUCCACAUCACACAGCUGAGAAUUCAAAACUUUUAGAAAAACUUGGAAAAAAAUCCAACAUUGAUUAUCCUGAGUUAAGUGGGGGUUUCUUGGCAGCCCCCCCCAACUUAAUCAAAUGCAUUAAAAUGCAUGUGAACAACCAAAACAAUGCUAAUUUAAUUUAAGGCGUUAAUACUUAUAUUAAAAUUCAUAUAAAACAAGAUAGAAAAACAGAAUGGUGUAAAAGCUAUGCAGUGUUUAUCUUGUGAUCAAUGUGAUAACUGUGUUGGUAGCUAUGGCUGUUUAAUGACUGUAUUUUGGUUAAGUUUCAUGAAUAAUGCAUUGUACAUUAUACAAGAUGAAAUGUGCUAACAUUAAGGAUUCCAUAUAGUAGGAUGAAAAUUGGGAAGUCAAAGAAAAGGAAAGAAGACAAAGGAAAAGACACACUUUAUAUACAUAUAUAACACAAUAAAAUUUUGUGACAGAAGAAAACUUUACUUGUUGUUUCACUGGUGUUGAAACUUUGAAUUUUUUUAAAGAAGAGAAAUGCAUGUGAACAACAAAGAUUCAACCCAGAUUCUACCAGGAUUAUUUUCAUCAUCUGAAUAAACUCCAAGUGAUGUUUCACUCUCUGGCUGCUGCCU
Sceloporus undulatus (fence lizard) is the source of this 5304-nucleotide messenger RNA. Its product is annotated as zinc finger protein RFP-like. The record is from RefSeq and is a predicted model, not a curated record. The transcript is spliced from 8 exons. Gene Ontology annotation, molecular function: zinc ion binding. Lineage: Eukaryota; Metazoa; Chordata; Lepidosauria; Squamata; Phrynosomatidae. Bases 482 to 1462 code for a protein of 326 amino acids.